AUGCGUGCAAUCCAAGUCAAAGAAUACCUCAAGGGCCCUCAAGACCUCACCGUGUCCUCCCUCCCCAACCCCACACCAUCCGCAGACCAAUACCUAAUCGCCAUCCACGCAACCGCCACCAAUUUCUUCGACCUCCUCCAAAUCCGAGGCAAAUACCAACACCAACCCCCAUUUCCAUGGAUCUCAGGUAGCGAAUUUUCCGGUGUCGUCCUCUCCGUCCCUUCCUCGAAUCCAUCCCCAGCUUUCAAAAAAGGAGACAGAGUCUUCGGUGCCGCACAAGGCGGAUAUUCCACACAUGUCUGCGCAGCGGAGACGGCACUGAGGCCUGUGCCAAAGGGAUGGGGGUUCGUCGACGCGGCAGGCCUGAUGGUGACGGCGCCGACGAGUUACGGUGCCCUGGUCACAAGAGCUGGCGUGAAGAAGGGUGACUACGUCCUCAUACACGCAGCGGCCGGUGGAGUAGGCCUAGCGGCUGUUCAAGUAGCCAAAGCAUUCGGAGCGACAGUGAUAGCGACAGCGGGUUCGGCGCGGAAAUUAGAAGUCGCGAAGGGGUUCGGGGCAGAUUAUGCAAUUGAUUAUAAUACGAAGGGGUGGGAGGAGGAGGUUAAGAAAUUGACGCCGAGGGGGAGAGGUGUGGACAUCGUUUAUGAUCCUGUGGGGAUGGUCAACACGAGCUUGAAGUGUACGGCUUGGAAUGGGCGGAUCUUGGUCAUUGGGUUUGCGGCAGGGGAUAUUGAGAAGGUAGCUAUGAAUAGGGUGUUGUUGAAGAAUGUCAGUUUGGUGGGGCUGCACUGGGGGAUGUAUACGAGGGAAGAACCAGAGACAGUUGAGGAGGUUUGGAGAGGCCUGUUUCGCUUGAUGGAUGAGGGUAAAUUCAGGGGAACCGUAUAUUCGGAUCGGAUAUUUUCUGGGCUGGAGAGUGUAGGUGAGGCGUUAGGGAUGCUUGGACGAAGAGAGACCUGGGGGAAGGUCGUCGUCUCUGUACCUCAAGAUGGGCAGAGUAAGCUGUAG
Molecule: messenger RNA, 1011 nt
Organism: Letharia columbiana
Lineage: Eukaryota; Fungi; Ascomycota; Lecanoromycetes; Lecanorales; Parmeliaceae
Exons: 2
Coding region: 1-1011 (336 amino acids)
Cellular component (GO): mitochondrion
Molecular function (GO): zinc ion binding; oxidoreductase activity
Source: RefSeq, a predicted model, not a curated record